CGGGGCGACGGCCCGAGAGGUGGCGGCCGAGCGGGUUCGGCGCGGAUGCCCGCGGCGGUGCAGCAGAUUUCUGCUGUGAGAAUUAACAGUAACAGUUCAAUAUGGGGGAUAUCCUGGCUCAUGAAUCAGAAUUACUUGGACUUGUGAAAGAGUACUUAGAUUUUGCCGAAUUUGAAGACACCUUGAAAACAUUUUCAAAAGAAUGCAAAAUGAAAGGAAAGCCAUUAUCUAAAACAGCAGGUGGCUCUUUAAAGGACUCCAAAUCAUUGAUCAUCCAGAAGAACCUCGUUACUGCAUUUGACAAUGGAGACCAGAAGGUGUUCUUCAGUUUGUGGGAGGAGCACGUUCCCAGUUCCAUCCGAGAUCAUGACUCCCUUGCCCAGAAGUUGGAAUUCUAUCUUCAUAUCCAUUUUGCCAUCUAUCUUCUGAAACACUCCAUAGGGAGACCUGACAAAGAGGAACUGGAUGAGAGGAUUUCUUAUUUCAGAACCUACCUGGAGACCAAAGGGGCAGCGUUGAGCCAGACCACAGAGUUUCUCCCUUUCUAUGCUCUGCCUUUUGUUCCCAAUCCCAUGGUACACCCCUCAUUUAAAGAGCUCUUCCAGGAAUCUUGGACUCCAGAACUAAAGUUGAAGUUGGAAAAGUUUCUGGCUUUAAUUUUUAAAGCUAGUAACACGCCAAAGCUUUUAACAUUAUACAAGGAGAAUGGACAAAGUAACAAAGAAACGUCACAGCAGCUCCACCAGCAGCUGGUAGAAGCCGAGCGAAGGUCAAUGACAUACCUGAAGCGGUACAAUAAGAUCCAGGCGGACUACCACAAUCUCAUUGGGGUCACAGCAGAGCUGGUGGAUUCUCUGGAGGCCACAGUCAGUGGCAAGAUGAUCACCCCGGAGUACCUCCAGAGCGUGUGUGUCCGCCUCUUCAGUGACCAGAUGCGACAGAGCCUGGCGCACAGUGUGGACUUCACGAGACCUGGGACGGCUUCAACCAUGUUAAGAGCCUCCUUGGCACCUGGGAAACUGAAGGAUGUCCCAUUGCUGCCUUCCUUGGAUUAUGAGAAGCUGAAGAAGGAUUUGAUUUUGGGGAGUGACCGCUUGAAAGCCUUCUUGUUGCAGGCUCUGCGCUGGCGCUUGACCACAUCCCAUCCUGGAGAGCAAAGGGAGACCGUUCUGGAAGCCUACAUUGGCAACGACCUCCUGGAUUGUCACAGCCACAGCCAGAGGACUGUGCUCCAGCUGCUGCAUUCAAAGAGCGAGGUAGUACGGCAGUACAUGGCCCGGCUCAUCAAUGCUUUUGCAUCCCUGGCAGGAGGUCGCCUCUACCUGGCCCAGAGCACAAAGGUGCUGCGGAUGCUGGAGGAAAGGCUGAAGGAGGAGGAUGAGGACAUCGUCACCCGUGAGAACGUUCUCGGGGCCUUGCAGAAGUUCAGCCUCAGGCGCCCGCUGCAGACGGCAAUGAUUCGAGACGGCCUCAUCUUCUGGCUGAUUGAUAUUCUGAAGGACCCUGACUGCCUGUCAGACUAUACGCUGGAGUACUCGGUGGCUUUGCUCAUGAACCUCUGCCUCAGGAGCGCAGGGAAGAACAUGUGUGCCAAGGUGGCAGGCCUGGUGUUGAAAGUUCUUUCGGACCUACUUGGCCAUGAGAACCAUGAGAUACAGCCGUAUGUGAAUGGAGCUCUGUACAGCAUCCUCUCUAUUCCAUCCAUUCGUGAGGAAGCAAGAGCAAUGGGAAUGGAGGACAUCCUUCGCUGCUUCAUCAAAGAAGGCAAUGCUGAAAUGGUCCGCCAGAUUGAAUUUAUCAUCAAGCAACUUAAUUCAGAAGAGCUACUGGAUGGUGUUCUUGAGUCUGAUGAUGAUGAAGAUGAAGAUGAUGAAGAGGACCAUGACACUAUGGAAGCUGAUCUGGACAAAGAUGAGCUGAUCCAGCCCCAGCUUGGAGAGCUCUCAGGCGAGAAGCUUCUGACCACGGAGUACUUGGGAAUUAUGACGAACACGGGAAAGACGAGGCGGAAGGGCCUGGUCGGUGUGCAGCAGAGUGCCCACGAGCCCCUGCGCCGGCCCGUCACCCCCGGCGGCCACAGGACCGCAGUCCUGGAAGACCACCCCAUCUCUCCCCAGAUGGCCCAACAUGCCAGGAAGGGCAGCGUCCCGUCGCUGAUGAGCACCCACCCUCCCGGGUACAAGGGCGGGGAGCCCAGCGCCUCAGAGCCUUGCGCCUCCUGUUCAGCCACCGCGGACAUCAAGCCAGGAGAAUGGUGGCCAGCAGGACAUCAGGGAGAAGCUCGCCUGCCCUCCGCGGAGGUCCCCAGCCAGGCCCCAGGCAGUGGAGAGCCCGGCAGGGAAUUUACAUCCGCCUUCACCUGCAAGGCCCGGACCCCCAGCACCCCGGAGAUCCUGGACCUGAACCUUCCCAAGGCCAGGGCAUCAGCCCUGACCCCUCAGCUCUCUUCAUGCGGCCCCCAGCAGGCCAGCCGCCCCAGCUCCAUGAUGUCCUCCACGAGGGGCCCACAGAGUAAGUCAGACCAGAGGGAAGAACAUCGUGCUCUCUGCGCCCAGCGGGCUGCAGGGAAAUAGGGAAAAGGCCGCGUCCCCUCCCUGCAGGACCAGAGCCGCGGCCGGUGUCCCCUUCUGCCCUAGAGACCAGUUCUUCACUAAUCUUUCUAUCUAUGCAACUGCCAUGGGCCUCAGGGGCUCAGGCACAACCUGGCAGACAGACCAGCCAGGCAGUGCUCAGAGUUAAGAUCCCCCCACUUCUGUGGGACUUGUGUGGUGGGCCCUGAAACCUGGCCCUGGCUCCUGGUGGGAGGCAGCGAUGCAGGCAGCCUGGAAAUCAAGCUGAAGCACAUGCCUUGGAGGGGGUGUCACUAGAGGGACGAGGCUGGGGUGGGCCCAAGGUGCCCCCCUCUGCCAUUGUGGUCACUGUAAAGACCACUUCCUCCCUCUAUCCCCUGCUAGGCUUGGCCAGUUGACCACGCCCCGCCCCUCCCCAGCUGAGCCUGGACCUUUCUAAGGCGGCUUAACUAAAACUAAGGGAGGGACACCUGGCUGGCAAAGUCAGUGGAGCCCGCGACUCUUGAUCUCAAGGCUGUAGGUGGGAGCCCCAUGUUGGGUGCAGAGAUUGCUUAAAAAAUAAGAUCUUUAAAAAUAAAUAAACAAAAAAUAAAGGGAAGCAGAACAAAAGAAUGUCAAGCAAUAGAAAACCCGUCCCCUACCAGGAUGUCUGCGUUUCUGCGACUCCUGCCCCCUCGCUUCCUGCCAGAGCCCUGGGCGCUCCGGCCAGCCAAGGCCCCGGGGCUGGCAUGUGGUUAAUGGGCCGAGGCUGGAAGGCGCGCCGGGCCCCGUCACCUCCAGGGCCCAUCUGCCGGGUGCGGAGCCCCAGCCCCGUGUCCCCCCAGCAGCGCAGGUCUAGCAGCUUCCUCAGCCGGGCCCACAGGAAACCCCUGCUAACCCCGGGAAGGCCUGGCCGAGGAGAGGGGGGCAGCCCCGCGCGGGGAGAGCUCAGCCUGCAGCAGCCUCGUGUCCUGGGGCCUCGACAAACAACAAAGCUGUUGCCAGCAAAGCUCACGGAGGGCCGCACGCCGAGCGGCCUGCUUCCUGUGAGGGAAGAGCAUGGCCACGUGAGCCGUGCCCCGGCCCGGAGCAGGUGACCCGGGAGGGACGGUCCUCUGUGUUCUGUUCGCACGGAGCCAAUUGAAAGAAGGGCUUGUAUGGGACAGAGGGGACUCUGUGCGGCGCUGCCGCGGGGCUGGCCGCGCGCUCUGGCUUUUUCUUCUCCAGGCAGCCAGUCUCACAGAAAGUGAGGGUGGCUUCGUCGCCAGUGUCCCCAUCCCGUUGCCCGAGGACCCGCCAGCUUCCCCGUCUCGGCCCGCCGGCGGCUGCAGGUGACAGAUGUGGAAAGACGUGGUCUGCGAGCCGCCAAGUGGCUUCAGGAACCGAGGCGAGGCCCCCGCGAUGCAGGCCCCUGUCCCUGCGCCUCCGGCCCUGCGCCUCGCACAGGGGACCGCAGCCGGGUGGCCGGGGCGAGCCCAGGCAGCGGCCCCUCGUCUCGGGAGCCCGUGCGGAGGGGCGGGGGCCCUGGCCUCGCUGGAAACCAGCGCUCGUCUCCGUCCAGCUAGGAGAAGACUGAAGGGAUUUAGAAUAGCAAGGGAGACUCAUUCUCCAGCCAUAUUCCCGAGCAACAAAUUUGAUAAUUUUGUCCUCUUUUGAAAUCUGGUAAGAAUAUGAUAUAGUCCCGUAUAUAGCCUGGAACAUACAGCCGUUCCUAAUCUUCUGCACACGUGUUUUCUUUAAAACCUCAUAGCGUUGACCAGUGUAACACCCCCCGCCCCCCGCCCCCCGCCUUUAGACUAUACCCACAAUGGUUCCCCUGGCAAAAUGACUGGACCCUGCCGGGGAGGACUGUGCUGGCCCCUUGUGGAGGGGUGACACCAGAGCCCAUGUCUUAGGACAAAGGUGAGAACUUUGCCUGCCGAGCCAGCAAAUGUCACCCAAGCUAGGAGCAAGAUCUGACCUCUCCUAAAAUAUGACUGUGGAAAUAAAAGUAAUCAAUUUUUUUAAAUUUUUAUUUAUGUAUUUAUUCAUGAGAGACAGAGAGAGAGGGAGGCAGAGACACAGACAGAGAAGCAGGCUCCAUGCAGGGAGCCCGACGUGGGACUCGAUCCCAGGACUCCAGGAUCAGGCUCUGGACUGAAGGCGGCGCUAAACCGCUGAGCGACUCGGGCUGCCCAAAGUAAUCAAUAUAGAUAGUACGUUGGGGGGGGGUAUAAAAUCGCGCAGUAUACCCCAGGCACGCACUCCAUCCGCCCUGGCGAUGCCCUUAGUGAAGACGUUUCUGGGGUCCCGCUUGGCCUACACAGAGGAUAAGCAUCGGCCUCCUCACUCCUCAAGAGAGCGAGCAGAGGAGGCAAACAGAAGGUCAGAGCAGGCAAGUCCCAGGUUAUCCCCGAGUUCCCCGUAAACUCGUCACCGGCUGGGGUCCUGCCUUCAUUUUGCGAGUUCUUGGCAGUGGCUCGAGCCCGGGCACGUUAGAACUCUGCGACUGCGUGACUGGCCCAGAGGCCGCAUCCAGACUCUGGUGCUGUGCGCGCCCCGGCGCUGCUCGGGAGAAGGCUGUGGAGGGCAAGGCUCGCCCGCCUCCUGGGAAUGUCCACCUCAGGGACUGUCCAGCUCCCCACGUGGAGGCAUUAAGAGGAAACACCGCCGUCAGUCACGAGUACUAUAGAUAAGGACAGACACGAAAGCAGAGCCUGGGUCCCUGAAAUGGGGUCACUGCGGUGAGACCUCGGAAAGUGGCUGCGGAUGAACGGUGGGCAGCGUAAUGGAAAAAUCUCUCCCGUUCUCCCCAGGAAAUCCACUCCCCUUCAGAUUCCUCAGAUGCCGCUGACUGGCACGGCCUUCCCCCUGCCUUGGUGUGGGAGCAGCCCCGUCUCCAGAAAUCCAGAAGAGUCAUCGGGAUCCCCCUCCCCCGGCCUUCUCCACGGUGUAAAGGCAACUGCUGUUUCUCCCUCAGACCCACAGAUGAGCUAAAGUCUGGUUUGUAAACGUCUGACAAUUUGGGAAAAGAAAAGACAGUCUUUGAGAGAUUUGGCCUGUAUCCAAAUCCGGGAGAAACUGCACUGGAGUCAGCAGGUGCAGCCAGGGCGGGUCUCUGGGGAAAGUAAACACCGUCGGGCCUGGGCACCACGCCCUGGGAGACUCCUCUCACCCCCACACCCGUCCACAACCCGAGCUGCUGGCUGGCAGGAGCCCUGGUGAGAUCCCAACAACUUCACAGAUAUCCCAGCCGUCCGCCGGCCUCCCCCGGGUGGCUGGGGUCGGACUCGAACACGACCUGUGAGGGAAAGAAUCCAGGACACGAAUAAAGCCAGACGGUCUCAAAGGUCACCUGGACAUGUGGUCACACAACUGGCUCCUGGGAUGUGCCCAUGAAACCCCCCAGGGAGCCACGGUGGAGACGCUGAGGACAUCCUGAGGCUGGUAGGCCUUCAGGAAGAUUCCUUCUUCCCACGGAAGCUGACCCCAGCGCUCCGGCUGCCCGGCCCCCUAAUUUCUCCUGAGUCAUACUGGAUCUUGUUCCGGUUCAUUCGCAGUACGGUGUAAAUGUCUGACAACAGCUUAAAUCAUGACCCUUGGUGGGAAUAUAAUAGACACAUAGAGGUUUGGGAUCUAAUCAGAUACCGGGGCUCAAUCACUCAGUAGUUUGGGAAGGAUUUAGCCCACAUCAAAAGCACUAAAAUAAAAAACAAAUGCACAAAUAAGAUUAAUGCAAAAAUUCCGUGACAAAAAAAUCAGACUUCUUAAUAAAAACAAGCUCUGACCCUGGGGUUCUAUGAUCAUACCCUUGCUUGCUACAUCCUGAUCCCAGCCCCAAUUCCAACAAAACUUUUUUUUUUUUUUUUUUUUACGGAAAAGGGCAGCCAGCUCAUAAGCCAUAGUUUUCUGAUUUUUUUUAAUAUUGCAUUAAAAUAUUGUUUAUCUUGGUUGCUGAGUUUUGGGGUGCCACCUUACGCUUUGUGUGCAAGGUGAACGCCUCACUUGCCUUACCCUUAUCCCUGCCGGGACCUGGGGCAUCCUCCUGGGCCCUCCCCGGUGCCGGUAGCACAGCCUCGUGGCUGGACGGCGGGCCUUCCUGCCCGCUGGACCACCUUCAUCUCUCCAGAUACUUUGCGUGGUGCGUUGGGCUAAGGGGUGGUUCACUUUGCACAUAACAAACUACCCCCAAACGUAGCGACUUGGAACAAAUAUUUAUUAGCUUUACAGUUAGUGGGUCGGCGAUGGGGCGGGGCUCAGACAGGCAGUUCUGUUGGGUUUGGCUGGACCCGGAUGCGUGUCUGCAGUCAGAGGGCAGUAAGGGCCUGGGUCCAAGUUCUGGAGGCCUCUCAUCCUGCACCAAGCUCACCUGGGCUCCUUCCCCGGUGGUCUCGGCGCCCCAACUUCUCUAAGAGACACGAAGCCCAGGCGCUGCUCGAGUUUCUACCUGCACCGUGUUUCCUCUUCUCCCAUCAGCCAAAGCAGGUCACACCACCAAAGCCAAAGUCUGCGUGCAGAGGUGAGGCAGCAGGGAAACCCAACCAACCCGGGGCACGACCCAGACGACGUGCCACGUAGGAGGCAUCCAGAACUUACCUCGCGGCUCGGGCCCAGAUCUUCCGGGGCUGUUUUUUCCAUUUUGAUUCAGUUCGGCAAACAUCCUGUGGGGCUGCUCUGUGUUGGGAUGUGGGGUGUUGUGAUUCUGUUGAAUUUACAUUUGUUCCGGGGGGGCCUCCCACAGCGGAGCAGGUGAAGUAGGGAAGACCGUCACUCACGGGCCCUCACGCCUCGAGAGGCCGCAAGGGGAGCCACGGCAGGCGGCGUGUGAGCAGCUCCCGGGCCGUCUGCCUUUGGUAGGGCUGGUGGGUGGAGUGUUUCUAGGGUCCCUGGGUGAAGGCCGGGCUGGUCAGUCCAAACCAAAAAGAGCAGGGGGCAGGGAGGGGGCAGUGAGCUCCGGGAGGUGAACAGGGGUCUUCUCUAAGGGCCGUUCCAGGUGCCCGAGUGAAGCGAGGGGCAGACGUCCAGGAGGAAGGUCGUGAGGUCGAGAGGAAGUCAGGCCUCACACAACCCACAUAGAGUGGCCCCUGGUGAAGGCGACAGUGAGGACCAAGGGUCUGGCUGGGAUCUCAGAGGAGAGGACUUGAGAAGUAAGAACCUGUGGGCAGAUCGAGGGGUGAGAGAAAGAAGAGGGGCUGGUGCAGGGGACCCUCUGGGAGGAGGACAGGCGACACACGCUCCAGGACCCAGGGAGGAAAGGAGGGCGUGCGGGCAGUCACUGCUGUCAGAGCUGGAGGACACGGGGGAGAGGCUGGCUGCUGAGGCCACCGUCCAGAGAGCUGUACCCCGCAGGUGAGGAUUGGAGGUCAGUCUGGUGCCGGGAGAGGCCGUGAAGACCCCGGGGGUCCGUGGGGAACAACCUGGAGGGGGAAGUGGGGGCAAGAUGACAGCCCAAGCUCCCAGAGGGGAGGCCGCCGCCAAGGCCACGGGGCAGCGAUCUUGAGGGGUGCUGGGGAGCAGGGGUUCCUCUGGGCAGGAGGCGGCGGUGUCCCCGAGCCAGCGUGUGCCCACUCACAAGAGCUGAUCCCUAAGUUAAACAUAACCAUUAACAAACCUUAAAUUUAUAUAUAAACUUACAAUUAAAUAAAUUCUAUUUUUAAAGGGUAAUAAAUACUCAAAACAUCCCUUCUGAGUUAUUUUACUGCGUUGACUAUUGCCUAUGUCGUGGAGGUUAUUUACAUGUUGUAGCUCGGUGGGGGAAAUAGGACAUAAUCGUGGCUCCUGGGCCUCUCUUCCCAACUCUAUCUUCAGUGAUAUCAUUCUGGUCGCUGGGGACUGGCCGUGCUGGGAAUAUCUACACCCCAGAAACCAGAAACAGCGCCUCCCAGGGCUUCUCCCCUCCCCCUACCCAGAAUGCUGGUGGUUAAGCAUUUGCCAGCACACCAAUGGCAGGAGCGUGCAGAAAAGUGCAGCCUGAGGCCGAAUGUUGGAUGGAGGGACGCCUGGGUGGCUCAGCGGUUGAGCAUCUGCCUUUGGCCCAAGACGUGAUCCUGGAGUCUCAGGACUGAGUCCCACACCGGGCUCCCUGCG
Messenger RNA from Nyctereutes procyonoides (raccoon dog), 8615 nucleotides. RefSeq names its product armadillo repeat containing 9 (gene ARMC9). The transcript has 24 exons. Gene Ontology annotation, biological process: cilium assembly. Bases 102 to 2573 code for a protein of 823 amino acids. The record is from RefSeq and is a predicted model, not a curated record. Gene Ontology annotation, molecular function: protein binding. Gene Ontology annotation, cellular component: ciliary basal body; ciliary tip; centriole. Lineage: Eukaryota; Metazoa; Chordata; Mammalia; Carnivora; Canidae.